Thunnus maccoyii (southern bluefin tuna) is the source of this 2181-nucleotide messenger RNA. It is a transcript of the gene plp1a, whose product is annotated as proteolipid protein 1a. The record is from RefSeq and is a predicted model, not a curated record. The transcript has 7 exons. NCBI's taxonomy places the organism in Eukaryota, Metazoa, Chordata, Actinopteri, Scombriformes, Scombridae. Gene Ontology annotation, cellular component: myelin sheath; plasma membrane. The coding region runs from base 100 to 837 and encodes 245 amino acids. Gene Ontology annotation, molecular function: structural constituent of myelin sheath. Gene Ontology annotation, biological process: axon development; central nervous system myelination.
UGAUAUACGGGGGCCGAAGACAAGUUGCGCAUAUCAUCAGCGGACCAGCUGCAGUGCAGGCAGCAGUAGCCAACAAGUCCUGAACGCAUCCUUCCAGACAUGGGUUGCUAUGAGUGCUGUAUGCGCUGUUUGGGUGGGGUGCCAUACUGCUCCCUGGUCGCCACACUGCUGUGUUUCUCUGGCAUUGCCCUUUUCUGCGGUUGUGGACACCAGGCACUCACAGAGACGGAGAGACUCAUCGAGACUUACUUUGCCCGUAACCUCCAGGACUAUAUCACCCUCGCCUACAUCAUUCAAUAUUUCCAGUAUGUCAUCUAUGGUUUGGCCUCCUUUUUCUUCCUCUACUGCAUCGUGCUGUUGGCUGAGGGCUUCUACACCACAAGCGCUGCCAAGCAAACCUUUGGAGAGUUCAGGAGCACCAUGUGUGGCCGCUGCCUCAGCUCCACGUUUAUAGUGCUGACAUAUGUACUAGCUAUGCUGUGGCUGUUGGUAUUCGCCUUGUCCGCACUGCCCGUCUACUUCUUCUACAACAUGGAUGCCACCUGCCACACCAUUGACGUUCUGACUGAGACGCCAGCAAGCAUCAACCAGCUGUGUGUCGAUGCAAGACAAUACGGGCUCCUGCCAUGGAAUGCAGUGCCAGGAAAAGCUUGUGGUAUAACUUUGUCCACUGUUUGCAAGACCAGAGAGUACCAAAUGACCUAUGACCUCUACAUUGCUGCCUUCGCCGGUGCGGGCAUCACUCUCUUGGCUCUGCUGACCUAUACUGUGUCAACCACCUAUAACUUUGCAGUUCUGCGGUAUCUGGGGAGAAAGGGCAUAGGUGCACGGUGUUAGGUCCACCAGCUUCCUGUCCGCUCUGUCAUUAUUUCACCACCAACAUGGGGAUAUAAAGGGACGGCAACAAUUCUCUCUUCCACAUCAUCUGCACAGAACCACUUGUGAUGUUGGUUCUUUGGGCCACGAACUCUUAAAAAUCUCUUCUUUGUAAUUUUACUUUUCUUGUUGGGAAGAAUGUCAUUAUUUUGUUUUUCCUUUCAUUGUUUUUUUUGUUUUUUUUUAUGGAUGUGAGGCUUGCUUUGACCUACAUAAAGUCGUGUCAGUAUUUUCAAUGCUAUGUCACCAAAAUAUUUUUAAACUAUUGCUCUUGUUGCUUGCUGAGGUUAGUGUCUAAAAUUCAUUUCUGCUUCCCAUCGCGCCCAAAAUACAAAUAACACACCACUAAUAAAUUAACAUCUGUAAGAAUUAACAAGCAAUUUGCAACACAUGUGCAGCUAGAAUGCAGCUGUUACAGAGAAUAGGGAUUAUAGGUUACCAUGGCUACCAUCCCUCACAUCUGGUUGCCAUGGUGGCAGACAAGCACGCAUUUGCAGUCUCACGCUGACCUCAGGACUUUUCUCACGGGCUGGAGAAAAGCCUCAACAAUGGAGUCAUGCCUGUUUUAAAAGCUAGCCAAUAAGGAGCCAGUUCUGGGGGCCACCUGCGCUAGAAGUCUCUGCCAAGGGUUAUAUUACAUGUCAAGGGAGAGGGUCCUCUGGACAAAGAGAGAGUAAGACUUCUCUAAAGCCUCAAUGCAGCUCUUCUGGGACAGCAACUACACACACAACACAUCCACACGCUGCUGCAUGACCCCCACCUCCCCCCGAAUAAUGGAAUUGAUGGAUUCAGAAUUGGGGGGAGGGACUAAAGGAAAUUUAGAUCAUUUUGAAUAGUUUCUUUCUAACAAAGGGACAUACUUGUUUAGUUCUGAUCUAGAAAGGUCUGAAAUUGUUUCUCAUACUUUUGAGAUGGUGAAAGCACUAGGUGCUAACUUAUCGAGAGUAAUCUCAUAUUAUUAGACCUAAAACACAUUGUUGAGGUGUGACUCCCCCUGCCGUUAAUGCAUGAAUGAGGUACUAUUAUAGAGAUAGGACAGCUUUGUUUUGUCUCUAAUUCUUUAGGAAUUUUGUCGUAGUUAUUGUAUAACACAUCUUUUACUUAUUGUAGCUAAUUUUACUACUAUUUUUACACUUUGGUUAUUACUAACAAAACCUUUUGCAACAAAAUAAGUAGAUUAUUCUAUUUGUUGGAAGCUUUACCUAGCUGUGAAUGGUGGAUUUGUCAAGUGGCAGCUGGCUGUUUGAUGAUUAUUUUUUUUCUGUUGGUAAUAUUUGAUAAUAAAACGAAUAUUCUUUUGAAGUA